Pungitius pungitius (ninespine stickleback) is the source of this 1997-nucleotide messenger RNA. It is a transcript of the gene tmem182a, whose product is annotated as transmembrane protein 182a. Lineage: Eukaryota; Metazoa; Chordata; Actinopteri; Perciformes; Gasterosteidae. Bases 239 to 946 code for a protein of 235 amino acids. The transcript has 5 exons. The record is from RefSeq and is a predicted model, not a curated record. Gene Ontology annotation, cellular component: membrane.
GGGGCCGACCACAGACCCGGGUAGGGUCCAGAGGAGUCAUGUGCUCAGCCUUGUCCUCCCACAACACAGACAGAGAGACAGGAGAAGAGUCAAGAUCCAUUAUCAGCAUAAACAAUCACCUCAGUGGGUGAACCACGAGUUUCCACCUCUGCUUUUCUCACGUUCUCAUUGUAGCUGAAGAAGAAAGUCAGUCCAAGCGUGUGCACCCAGCAGCCGAGUGGCUGGUCCUCCCCGGACCAUGAAGCUUAGCGUUGCGUUGUUCUUCGCAGGGCUCUUCGGGGCGUUGGCAGCCGUGUUCAUCCUGCUCUCGUUUGGAACUGAUUACUGGCUGCUUGCCUCAGAGACUUGCUCGGAGGGAUCUGUUGGCGAUGGGACCGUGCAGGAAGGCAGUAGUAACAUCACUCUGUACCAUGAAGGCUUUUUCUGGAAGUGUUCGUUUCGAGGUAACGCAGGUGACGACAACCUGAUGUGGAAUCUCUGGUUCACCAAUCAGCCUCACUCAAAAGUUUGCAUGCACGCCUACCUCUUCCCAUUCCCUGUGUCUCAGCAGACACACAAUGCCACGGAUCACAAUUCGGCAAUCAUCUACAGAGGCUUCUGGAGCAUUUUUAUGCUGAUUGGUGUUGCAGCUGUAGUGCUGGGUGGGUUCUUCAUCAUCUGUGCUGCUCCGUUCGCCAGCGGCCGCUUGUAUAAAGCAGGGGGCGGCCUCUUCCUGACGUCAGGUCUUUUCCUGCUCUGCGUGGUGGUGAUGUACGUGCUGUGGGUGCAGGUGUUGGAUGUGGUCGAUGUCUACAUAGAACACCAGCGCUCUACUCGGGGUCGAGACUUCCAUCUGUCCCUCAACUAUGGUUUGUCCUUCAUGUUCGCCCCCAUCGGCAUCUUCUUCUGCCUCCUGGCCGGCCUUCUUUUCCUCCUCAUUGGCCGGACCGUCCAGAUUUCUUCCUGAGCAGCAGCAGGUUACAGUAGGGUGGGGGCUGGAGGUGGUUGGAGUGUUUUUAGUUUGUUCCAGGGUGAAAUCAUUGUGACCACUCACUGCUGAGUAACAUCAUCACUACAGCCUGAGCUACUUUUAUUUGAGCUAUGUCAUAGUACACACAGUUGUCUGCUAUUCUCAGUAUACCUGCACCAACAGCAUCAAUAUGUGUGGUGCGUAACACGUGUCUUUAAUUUAUGUGUUGGUGGUUGUGGAGGUUAUGAGUGUAUGUUCAGAAAAAUGUAAAAAGUUCUGAAAUUGCUUAAGGUUUUUUUUUUGUUGGCCACAGUUUUUGGAGAACAUUUAAAUGCUUGAUAUUCUACAUUUUUGUUUUUUUCCACAAAUCUCGGGAAGAGACAAGAUCCAAACUAGUAGUUUAAUAUAAUAAAUAAAUAAAUAAAUAAUUCCUCAAACGUCCGGGCACUAUAGUUAUUUUUCAAACAGGACAGUGCAUUUGUUGAGGGACUACUUUUAGCUGUGGCCUUGUCCUGGUUUCAUAUUCUGGUGACUAUUUACCACAGUAGGACAGCACAUUUGUCUCAACUCAGUACUUUGUGCACAACGCGGUGUCAGCGUGAAAGAAAGGCAUGACUCAACUCAUUAUCGCCCUGUUGUAAUGUAAAAAACCCUCUGCCUUCUGUAUUUUGUUUUGCUAAUCGGAGUCAUCGAUGCCAGCGUGGUGGUCAGCGGCACCAAACACUUUUCAUCAGGUGAGUAACUCAGUAUGAAGUGCAAAGGUAUGCUCUACUAUCAUUGGAGUUUGUCCAUAUCAAUAUAUAUUUUUUCUUUUUUAUUGUUCAACCAGUAUGUGAAUUGUACAUCUUAUUCUAUUUAGAAAUCGAGUUUGAAGCAUUAUUUAUUUUCAUGUAUGUAACUGCUAUAUCCAUGUUGCCUGAUUUGUCAUCUACAUGUGCUGUUAAGUGUGUUGUGAGGGCUCUGAAAUAAUUCACCAUGUCUGUCCACCUAAAUGUUUUUUGGUUUUGUUUUCUGUUUGCUAAUUAAAAAGCUUUGGCUUAAAAAGGUC